This is a messenger RNA of Pieris brassicae (large cabbage white), 1529 nucleotides long. RefSeq names its product cholecystokinin receptor-like (gene NGR-A9). NCBI's taxonomy places the organism in Eukaryota, Metazoa, Arthropoda, Insecta, Lepidoptera, Pieridae. Gene Ontology annotation, biological process: neuropeptide signaling pathway. Gene Ontology annotation, molecular function: neuropeptide receptor activity. The record is from RefSeq and is a predicted model, not a curated record. Gene Ontology annotation, cellular component: membrane. The transcript is spliced from 11 exons. The coding region runs from base 22 to 1320 and encodes 432 amino acids.
UUCAAUAUUAGCUCCCUUGUUAUGCAAGAGACUUUGUCGAGUACCAUCAGCACAGUGUCUAUGAACAAAACCGUAUCCAAUGCCUACGAAUGGCGUUUUGUGUUGCCACCCUAUUUCCUUAUUUUCCUCUUGUCGAUAUCCGGCAACUGUCUCGUGAUAGCAACACUGGCUAGUAAUAGGAGAAUGAGGACUGUCACUAAUGUAUACCUAUUAAACCUGGCCAUAUCAGAUUUCUUACUGGGAGUAUUCUGCCUACCUUUUACUCUGGUUGGACAGAUUUACAGAAGAUUUUUAUUUGGAGCUACACUAUGCAAAUUAAUACCAUUUUUGCAAGCUGUCUCAGUAUCAGUUGACGUGUGGACUCUUGUAGCCAUAUCCCUUGAGAGAUAUUUUGCCAUCUGCAGACCGCUGAAAUCCCGGAAGUGGCAGACACAGUGCCACGCGUACAAAAUGAUCGCAACUGUGUGGAUAUUGUCACUUGGAUUAAAUUCACCGAUACUGAUAGUAUCCACGCUGCAACCAAUGAAAGGAAAUGCUUACAAAUGUCGUGAAGUUUGGGCAAGUUUGGAAUUGGAGAGAGCAUUCAACCUGGGAUUAGAUGCAGCACUGCUUCUCAUCCCAUUCUUCGUAAUGUCAGUUGCCUACUCCCUCAUCGUAACCAAGUUAUGGCGAGGACUGCAACACGAGAUACAGCAUAACUACAAUUGGCAAAAAUAUUUACAUAGAGACGAUCACCUACCAUCAUCUACGCCAAUUUUGAACGGCAAUUCCACAACACUGUGUUGCAAAAACGGCUGCAACGUCAAAAAAAUUAAGGAGAAUGAAGAACGUCUUGAUGCUGAGAAAAAAGCAGUGUGUUGUCUGCAAACUGACUUUGAGUUUAGACACGUUGUGCGAUCAACACACAUAGACAAGAGUAUAGAGGCAAAACGUAAGGUUAUACGAAUGCUGUUUGUAAUAAUCCUUGAGUUUUUUGUCUGUUGGACGCCACUCCACGUCAUAAAUACCAUUUACCUUUUCUAUCCUGAAGAAUUAUAUCAAUAUAUUGGGUCGAAAGGCAUCGUUCUUCUGCAACUGCUGGCCUACUGCUCAUCUUUCUGCAAUCCCAUUACUUACUGCUUUAUGAAUCGAAAGUUCAGGCAGGCUUUCAUCAGUCUUUUUAAGACUUGUAAGAUAUUCAGGUGGUGCUUUCCUGACAAAACGACGGAGAAACAAGCUACUCCUCCACCUUCAAGCCAAGACGUUACUGCUUGUGUUAUAAGAGGCAGUCACACGGGUCGCACAGACCUGGAUGGACAAGAAGGUGAGGAUUGUGUUUAGCAGCGGCUCACAAGGGACCACAGUAGGAAACGCACACCCCGCAUUGCCGGCGGUUUCCGUCACGCGGCCCGUUACUCAGGUUAUAGAAACCGGAACAGAGGAGAGUCAAUUCCUUUAUCGGAUAACCUGGCCAAGAACAGGUCAGUCAAAGGCGACGGCGUCCACUCAACCGGUUUAUGAAUAAAUGGCUUGACUGUGGUGUUGUAAAG